Molecule: messenger RNA, 1565 nt
Organism: Ictalurus furcatus (blue catfish)
Lineage: Eukaryota; Metazoa; Chordata; Actinopteri; Siluriformes; Ictaluridae
Gene: nptx2a
Product: neuronal pentraxin 2a
Exons: 5
Coding region: 1-1326 (441 amino acids)
Source: RefSeq, a predicted model, not a curated record
AUGAUCGCGUUCUUUGCUGCGCUCCUGUGCGCUCGCGCGCUGGCUGCUGGAAUCUUAGUGCUUGCGGAUGGCCAACCUCAGGGCGAGCGCUUCGUGUGCACCGCUGUCCCUGCGGGAGCCGACCUCAGCUGCCCGGUGGACACGGAUAACCGCGUGCAGAGCGCGAGCCCUCAGGAGGACGAGUUCAGAAGCACGAUCGUGCAGCUUCGGGAGACCGUGCUGCAGCAGAGGGAGACUAUCGCGAGUCAGCAGGGCACCAUCAAGGAACUGAACUCCAAACUUUCGCGCUGCGAGACCGCAGCGCAUGACGCGCGAGACAGCAAGUGGCGCGGAAGCGCGCGCAGGAAGGAGUACGGUAAGAACACCAUGGGCGAUCUGCCGCGCGACCCCGCUGAAACCAUCGAGCAUCUGGGCAAGACCAUGCAAGGGCUGAAGGACCGACUGGAAAACUUGGAGCAGCAGCUGCAUGCCAAUGCAUCUGGUGGGCCGUUCCCCAAUGAACUGCGUGACCUGCUAAAGCGGCGGCUUGGGGACCUUGAGAGCCAGUUGUUGAGGAGAGUAGCUGAGCUUGAGGAGGAGAAGACUCAGCUAUACAAUGAGACAAUGGCCCAUCGGCAGCACACGGAGAACACGCUCAACUCGCUGCUGGAGAGGAUCACAGAGUUGGAGAGAAGUAGCAGUGCAUUUAAAUCCCCAGAGGACUUCAAGGUUUCUCUGCCCUUGCGCACAAACUACCUCUAUGGCCGCAUCAAGAAGAGUCUACCAGAAAUGUAUGCCUUCACUGUGUGUAUGUGGCUCAAGUCCAGUGCUAGUCCUGGCAUUGGAACACCGUUCUCAUAUGGAGUCCCUGGACAAGCCAAUGAGAUUGUGCUGAUAGAAUGGGGCAACAAUCCCAUCGAGCUACUUGUCAACGACAAGGUGGCUCAGCUGCCUUUAUCAUUGGGUGACGGUCGAUGGCAUCACAUCUGCAUCACCUGGACGACCAGAGAUGGCUUCUGGGAGGCCUAUCAGGAUGGCGAGAGGCUGGGCACUGGGGAGAACUUGGCCCCAUGGCACCCAAUUAAACCAGGGGGAGUGAUCAUACUAGGUCAAGAACAGGAUAUUGUUGGGGGAAGGUUUGAUGCCACACAGGCUUUCGUAGGAGAGCUAAGCCACUUCAACAUGUGGGAUCGGGUUCUCCGCCCUACGGACAUCUCUGGCAUGGCCAACUGCUCGGCCUACAUGCCCGGCAAUGUCGUGCCCUGGAUAGACGCUAAUGUCGAGGUCUUCGGAGGAGCCACAAAAGCAGCACUGGAGAUAUGUGAGGACCGUCUUUUUGACUCAUAAGACUGACCCUGCCUAUAUGGAUCCAAUAUUAUUUUUUGGAGGUAAAACAAAACACCUCACCAUGCUGCUUUGGGACCAUUGUGGAGAGACAGUCAUUUUAUCAAACAGUAUUCACUGUGGUUAUAUCAUUCUCUCUGUUGGAUUUAUCCUCUUUUUUGCUGUUUCUUUUUUUGUUGUCAACAAGGUCAAUGAUUUAAGUAAUUGUGGCUUGUGAAAUAUAAAAAACACAUUCAGAACAU